Messenger RNA from Oppiella nova, 3117 nucleotides. The record is from the annotation of a GenBank genome assembly. NCBI's taxonomy places the organism in Eukaryota, Metazoa, Arthropoda, Arachnida, Sarcoptiformes, Oppiidae.
UAAAAGUCUCAAAAACGGAUCAUCGCUUCACUCGUUAUGUUAUUUCGAUUUUCACGAAAACUUGUUAAACAACUCAACUGUUAGUUGUUUUUAGUCCGAAAAAAACGCUCACAAACUCUCUCUAAUAACAAGAUUUUUGUGAUUCUUAUUACUAAAUGACAGCUAAAAAGUGUAUUACAAGAGCGACAACACACCGAUGACAAGCAAACCCAUGGCCUCCCUGUCCGCCACCCUAUCGACGGCCACCACCGCCAACACGAACGGCAAGAAUCGCGGAACAGCUGUUGAUAACGAUAUGAACGCAAAUGGAAAUGUGAUAAUCAGUGGCGUAUCGACCGCUGAUGUCGACGGCACCGAUCGCACCAUCGGUGCAGACAUGACGGGCGCGGGUCAGGACUCGCCGGAGACGGCGGCGCUCAACGGCGCGCUGGCCGUCGGCGGUGAUAGUGAGCCCCCACUGAACGGCAAUAACAACGGCGCGAACACACCGUUCCUGCCGCUGGUGGCCGUCAACGACGCGAGAGAAUAUUCGUGUGGUUUGUGUUCAAUACGUCCGAAAUGGUUGCAGAAGUUUGCGAACAAACAGACAUUUUUGGCCAUAUUUUGCUUGACGAGUGUCUUGCAGGGCAUGUAUUACACAUACUUCGUGAGUGUGUUGACAACCAUCGAGAAACUGUACCAAAUCCAGAGUAAGACCACCGGAAUGAUUAUGUCGGCCACGGAGAUCGGCCAGAUAGGCGGCGCUCUGUUGCUCACGUACUACGGGGGUCACGGGCACCGACCCAAAUGGAUCGCCUGCGGAAUGUUGAUCUUCGCCUUCGCGUCCAUCCUGUGCUCGACUCCGCACUACCUGUUCGGCAGUGAUGUGGGCGCCGGCACUACGCUAACGCCGUUCACUAGCAGUGCAAUCGAUUCGCCGGAAUCGCUAAACAGUGCAAAACUGCGCGAAUAUAACACUAAACUGUGCUUCACGUCGACGCCGACGGCCCACACCUCCCACGAGUGGCUGUCGUCCGGCGUCUCGUCGCUGUUGGCGCCAAACGGCACCUCCUCUUCACCGGAAUCUCAAUUCUUUGGCGCAAAGAAUAUCCACUCAAUUGGUGUGAAUUCAUCGCAAAGUGUGUCCAAAUGUGAUCACAAAGAGACCAUUAAUAACAAGUCGAGGAUUACGAACACUGUAUUGAGUAUAUUCUUCGUGAGUCUACUGUUGAUAGGGAUCGGAGCGACGGCUGUCAACACUCUGGGCAUCCCUUACAUCGACGAUAACGUCGCCCCCAAGGAAUCUCCGCUUUAUUUCGGCACUUCAAGUCUGACACCAAACGAUCCGCAAUGGAUAGGCGCCUGGUGGUUAGGGGUGUUCAUAGUGGGCAUAUCGCUGGCACUCACCUCAUUCCCGAUGAUGGUGUUCCCCCGACGGCUACCUCAACCCGACCCCAGCUCUUACUGUCAUAUCCAGCAGCAGAACAGUCUGUUAGAGCAGCAGAAGCUACUGAUGGCCACAAACGGGAUGUUUAAACAACAGCACAACACUUCCGGACAAUCAAACCAUUCGACAAAUAUUACGAUCGAUAAGCAGUUGUCGGAAACCAUUGACACAGAAAUAGCGCUAAUCCUGAAGAACAGCAAAAAGAGCGGAAAGCCGUCUCUCAAAGACUUCCCAACAGCUAUGAAACGGCUGCUGAGGAACGACAUACUGCUGUGUCGGACGGCGUCCAGCGUUCUGCACAUUUUGCCGAUCGCCGGGUUGUAUACCUUUUUACCGAAAUAUCUCGAGAGUCAGUUCCAGUUGACGGCCACCAAAGCCAAUAUGAUAUCAGGAAUGGCCGGCAUUUUUGUGAUGGGAAUCGGUAUCUUCGCGAGCGGUUCCUUCAUGAGGAAGUAUAAGCCAAACGCCCGGUUCGUCGCCCGUUGGAUAGCACUGGCAGCUCUGUUGUACGCCAUAGGAAUGGUGAUCCUUAUGUUCCUCGGCUGCCCUCUCAACAACUUCGUCGGUCUCAAUGUCGACAGUGAGAACUACGAGAACACAUCCCUUUCCAGUUGUUCGGAACGGUGUUCGUGUCCUAACGGCGAGUACGCGCCCAUCUGUACGAGCACUGGCAUCACAUACCUGUCCCCAUGUCUGGCCGGAUGUACUUCAGUUAACUCAUCCAAUAAUGAAUUCAUAUAUUCCAAGUGUAAAUGUCUUGAGCCGCACGUGACGGCCAGGAACGGGUCGUGUCCUCUAGAGUGCAAUAACCUUAAGUGGUAUAUCAUUAUCUUCUCAUUCUUUGUCUUAAUUCACUCGACAUCAGAGGUGGGAUCCAUGUUACUCACGCUCAGAUGUGUCGAUCCUCAGGACAAGGCUAUGGCUUUGGGUCUCAUCUCAUUCGCCAUCGGCCUCUUCGGUAACGUUCCCUGUCCAAUCAUCUACGGCGCAGUGGUGGACAGUGCGUGUCUGUUCUGGGAGGGCGAUUGUGGCAAACGUGGCGCCUGUCGUAUCUACGAUCCGGUUAAGUUUCGGCACGUGUUUCACGGCGUGACGGCUAUCAUAAUGUUCGCCGCAUUCCUGGUCGACGCCGUCGUCUGGUAUAAGGCGCCGGAAAUCCAGUUCAACGACGACAUCAAACCAGUGGUCACUAGUAAUCAGUCGAAGAACGACAACAACGCCAACGAGGAGCCGAUCGGUGGCGACAACUCGGAGACAAUACUUUGAUUAUUCGUCAAACCAUUUGUUACUAUAAUAUAAGACUAUUAUAAUUAUAAUUGAAAUCGUUUUGUAUGAAAAUAUUUGGAUUAGUUUUCUCUCUAUUUUUUGUGCCAAACGUUUUACUGGUAUUUAAAUGACACGAAAAUACAAAAUCUAUAUUUGAAUGUAUUCUUAAGCGGAACACAAAUGUUUGCAUAACUUUUGUUUGUCUUAAAAAGCGAAACAAUUUAUGGAUUUAGAAGUGAUUUGAGAAAUGUUUAUUUUAAAAUCAAUUGUAUUUUACUUAUUAUACACUAAAUUAAUAUAUAUUCUAGACUUUGAACGACAACUGCCAUCACAUCGCGAAUCGGAGUUUAUUUUUAUAUAACUUUUUUUUAUAUUGUAUUUAAAUGGCUUUAAAACUGAAUGUUAAUUGUGUUCACAAACCUGCC